This is a messenger RNA of Lodderomyces theae, 693 nucleotides long. RefSeq names its product mitochondrial 54S ribosomal protein uL6m (gene MRPL6). NCBI's taxonomy places the organism in Eukaryota, Fungi, Ascomycota, Pichiomycetes, Serinales, Debaryomycetaceae. Gene Ontology annotation, biological process: translation. Gene Ontology annotation, molecular function: rRNA binding; structural constituent of ribosome. The coding region runs from base 1 to 693 and encodes 230 amino acids. Gene Ontology annotation, cellular component: mitochondrial large ribosomal subunit; ribosome. The transcript has a single exon. The record is from RefSeq and is a predicted model, not a curated record.
AUGAUCACCUCCUCGAUAUGGCGUACUUCAGCACGCCAUUUCUCUACAUCCAAGCUCUGCUUGUCAAACAUAGGAAAGAAACCAAUCAAAAUCAAUGAUGGUGUGUCAUACGCAAUCGAAUCUAUCCCUAUUGAAUUUUGCAAAUCAUUCACGAAAAGAAACAAGAGAUUUGUCCUCGACAGACAGAUUGUAGUCAAGGGCCCGCUUGGUGCACUCAGAACAGAAUUACCUAAAUUCAUACACAUCCACACCCCAAAAGGAGAAGAUGAUGGAGGUAACAGCCAACAAAUCACUGUUAAAGUUGAGAGACCACAUAAUAAAACACAAAGGUCGCUAUGGGGCACUAUACGCUCGGCAAUACAGAAUGCAGUCAUAGGGACCAGUGAGGGACAUUUGUCGAUUGUAAAGUUUGUUGGAACUGGUUACAGAGCCAUAAUUGAAAAGAAUGAAAAGGGAGAAGAUGUAGUGGCAUUGAAGAUUGGGUUCCCAUAUACGCCGAAAUUGGUUGUUCCUCCGGGGUUGAAAGUCAGUAGUCCCAACCCAGCUAGAUUAGUUAUUGAAGGUUGUGAUAAACAACAAGUGAAAUUGUUUGCCUCGUUGAUCAGAGAACAUAAGAAACCUGAGCCAUACAAGGGCAAGGGUAUUUUUGUUGAUGGGGAGACUGUGGUGCUCAAAGAGAGGAAGAUCAAGUAG